ACAGAGUUGUGAAAUAAUAUAUUUGACUGUUUUUGCAUAUUUUAAAGUAAUACUCAAAAAUAAAUACAGCUUAAUUAAAAAUAUACUGUUAAACACAACGCGCGACAAAUAUUCGUGAGUUAAAUUUGAACUAGGUUCGAAAUCAUGUCAUUGUUUGGAUCACCAGCCACGACUUCCGCAGGAACCUUCGGCACUGCUACGCCUUCUACAGGCUUUGCAUUUGGCGGAACGGGUGAUAAUAAAUCAGUAUUUGGAUCAGCAACCACAGGCUUUUCUUUUGGUAGUGGUGAUACGGCAAAGCCCACUUUUGGAGCAGCAGCAACUACUGGUAACACCACCAUGUUCUUCAACAGUCCGACCAGCAAUGCACCAGCAUUUGGGGCCAGCUCUUCAUUUUCAUUUGGAUCAGCAGCUAAAACUACUGCUCCCACUUCAUCAUUAUUUGGUUCUCCAAGUACAACAACCGCAGCACCGGCCUUCGGAGCGAGCAAGCCUCUCGGAGGCUUUGGUGGGUUCUCAUCCCCGCCCAACCAAACAGUUGGGAGCCCCGGCUUUGGCCAACCCGCACAGACUGGAGCACAGAGUUCACCGUUCGGCGGUGCCACGCAGCCACCCGUUUUAGGACAAGCUGCGCAGCCCCAAGGGUUAACGUUCGGCUCGCCUGCGAAUGCGAACAAGCCUGCUAGUGCGUUCGCGUUCGCUACGCCAACAUCAGGCUUCUCCGCGCCGCAGCCCGCCGCUACAACCGCGCAGGCUCCAAGUUUCGGCGCCGCGACGCCGGCGGGAGGCUUCGGCAGUUUCGGUACCACUACUGCAGCGCCACAGGCAGCGGCGCCAACUGCCACUGGGUUCGGCUUCGGCCAGACCUCGACUCCGGCGCAGGGUCUCAACCUGACCCAGCCCGCAUCGGGGGCGGCCACGGGGUUGAGCUUCGGGUCCACCUUCGGGAAACCCGCUGCGACACAACCUGGAACGGGUUUAGGUUUCUCUGCGCCACAAGCCACCCAAGCUUCGAGUCUCGGUUUCGGUGCAACUCCAGCGACAACUCAAGCAACGGGACUCAGUUUCGGAGCAGCACCGUCAACUCAAGGAACUGGACUGAAUUUUGGAGCCGCACCAGCAUCUACCCAAGCAACUGGGCUUAGUUUUGGAACAACACCCGCGUCGACAGGCACUGGACUCAGUUUUGGAACUACUACGGCCGCUACUCAAGGAACUGGGCUCGGUUUUGGAACAACUCCAGCGUCAACACAAGGAACUGGUCUUAGUUUUGGUGCAACUCCAGCUUCCACACCAGCAACUGGGCUUAGUUUUGGGGCGCCGGCUUCCACCGGCACCGGGCUUAGUUUCGGAACAACGCCGGCCUCGAUUGGAACUGGGCUUAAUUUUGGAGCUGCCUCUACAGCUCAAACGACGGCUAGCCUCGGUUUUGGAGCGACUCCUACGGCCGCGACGACGGCCGGGCUCAGUUUUGGGACGACGUCGACCGCGGCCACUUCAGCAGCAACUGGGCUCAGUUUUGGGACUGCGACUAGUAGUGCACUUGGUUUUGGGAAAACUCCUGCUAGUACUGCUGCGACUACUGCCGCUUCAAGCUUCCAGCUCGGCAAACCGGCCACAACCAGCGCUGGAUUCAGUCUCACCUCGACAGCCAGUACACAACCUUCAUCCGCCGCAUCCACGACAGCACCCUCCGGCAUAACAGCGCUAGGAAAAACCACCGCCGCCACGACCAUGCCGUCUAUACUCCCUGUAACGACCACAGCAGCCGCGCCGCCUCAGCCAAUCACCUCGAUCACGUUCGCGCAGCUCGAAGAGAACAUCAACAAGUGGACGCUAGAACUGGAGGAACAGGAGAAGACAUUCAUCAACCAGGCCACGCAGAUCAACGCGUGGGACCGGCUACUUAUUGCUAAUGGAGAAAAGAUAGUUGAAGUAAACGACACAGUGCAAGCCGUGAAGAACGAGCAGCAGAGUCUCGAGUUGGAGCUCGACUUCGUGUUGGCCCAACAGAAGGAGCUCGAGGACUUGCUCGCGCCGCUCGAGAAACAGCUGCUCGAGUCCGGGGACAGGGCGCGAGAUCCCGAGAGGGAGCAGAUGUACAACUUAGCUGAAAACCUAGACUCGCAGCUGAAGACAAUGUCGCAAGACUUGAAAGAAGUUAUUGAACACCUCAACGAGACCAAUAGAAGCCAAGACAGUAAUGAUCCAAUCGGUCAAAUAGGGCGCAUUCUCAACGCACACAUGUCGUCAAUGCAAUGGAUAGACAACUCCAUCGCACAGAUAUCGACCAAACUAGACCAGCUGAAAGCGACCCACGACACACUGAGGCGGGACAACGAAAGAUCGUUUCAUCUUGCUUAUAACUAAAUUAAUGAUUUGUUGUUAGGCUUUCUAUUAAUAAAAACUUAAGUAUUGAGAAAACAAGAUAAACGAGUGUGUUUUAAAUGUAGUAUGGAGCG
Cydia splendana is the source of this 2462-nucleotide messenger RNA. RefSeq names its product nuclear pore glycoprotein p62-like (gene Nup62). Gene Ontology annotation, molecular function: structural constituent of nuclear pore; phospholipid binding. Gene Ontology annotation, biological process: protein import into nucleus; RNA export from nucleus. The record is from RefSeq and is a predicted model, not a curated record. Gene Ontology annotation, cellular component: nuclear pore; nuclear pore central transport channel. The transcript has 16 exons. Lineage: Eukaryota; Metazoa; Arthropoda; Insecta; Lepidoptera; Tortricidae. Bases 145 to 2370 code for a protein of 741 amino acids.